UAACACUAAUAAUUUAAGAAACAACACGGAAAAAACUACAGAAACAUAAAGGAAGACAAUGCUCGUUUAAGAAUUUACCAAGAAAAUUUGGAAGAAUUAGGGAAACACAAUAAACGUUUUAAAAAUGGAUUAGAAUCAUACGAAAAAGGAGUCAACCAGUUUUCGGAUUGGAGCAAAGAUGAAUUCAUAUUAUUUUUGAAACUAAAUGGCGGUCAACUCAUGGGGGGAUAUUUACCAAAUUCAAGUCUUUAUGAAACAUCAUUAGGUCAAGUGGAUGAUAUGGUGGAUUGGAGAAAAAAAGGAGCAGUAACUCCAGUGAAACAACAAGGACAGUGCGGAUCAUGCUGGGCGUUUAGUUCUACUGGAGCAUUGGAAGGCCAACACCAAAUUUUAAACAACAAACUCGUAUCCUUAAGUGAGCAAAAUUUAUUGGAUUGCACUUCUUCCUACGGAAAUAUGGGCUGCAGUGGUGGAUUGAUGACUUCAACUUUUAAAUAUGUAACCGAUCAUGGAGUUACAACUGAAGAAAAAUACCCAUACACUGGUAUAGUGGGUCAAUGUAAACAAUCGAACGUUGUAUUAAAAGCAAAGGGAUAUAAAGAAAUUCGUUCAAAUGAUGAAAACAGUCUUCAGCAAGCGGUUUCUUCAGUUGGGCCGAUAUCAGUUGCCGUACAUGCCAAUACAAACCUUCAAUCUUAUAAAUCUGGAGUUUUUAGUGACAGAAGUUGUUCAAAUACCGAGCUUAAUCAUGCUGUGUUGAUAGUGGGUUAUACCCCUGAAUAUUGGAUUGUCAAGAAUUCAUGGGGAAGUGCUUGGGGGGAACAUGGCUAUGCUAAGUUUCGACGUGGUACCAACAUGUGCGGCAUUGCCGCUUCUGCGAGUUUUCCAGUUUUGUAGUAUAUAGUUGGUUUAAACUUUUGUAUAAUAAUUGCAAUUUAU
Brassicogethes aeneus is the source of this 939-nucleotide messenger RNA. The record is from the annotation of a GenBank genome assembly. Lineage: Eukaryota; Metazoa; Arthropoda; Insecta; Coleoptera; Nitidulidae.